Molecule: messenger RNA, 4693 nt
Organism: Notolabrus celidotus (New Zealand spotty)
Lineage: Eukaryota; Metazoa; Chordata; Actinopteri; Labriformes; Labridae
Gene: tns3.2
Product: tensin-3
Exons: 27
Coding region: 32-3922 (1296 amino acids)
Molecular function (GO): protein binding
Source: RefSeq, a predicted model, not a curated record
GCAGUCCAACAGAGGGCAAAGUGCAAGUAUCAUGCACUCGAUCUUUCUGUUUCUCCCUCCCCCUGUCAGUCUCCACCUCAUUUUCUACAACAGUUCACACUCAGACUUUCACUCAUCAGGCUCCUGUGAUUCUGACUCCUUGUUACCUGCAACAUCUGUAAAGGACGCCGAUGUGCGACAGAAACCAGCCAUGGAGGAACAGCAGAGAAUCGAUCUGACCUACAUCACUGAACGCAUCAUCACCAUCUCCUGUCCUCCUGAUGGUCCAGAGAGGGUCUACCUGCAGAACCUGCAGGAGAUUAUUGUCAUGCUGCAGUCCAAGCAUGGACACAACUACAUGCUCAUCAACCUCUCACAGAAGAACCACACUCUGACUCAAAUGAACCACAAGAUUCUGGACACAGGUUGGGUGGAUCUCCUGGCUCCCAACCUUGAUCAUAUCUUCAGUGUAUGCACUACGAUGGAAAACUGGCUCCAGAUGCAUCUGAAGCAUGUCCUGGUGUUACACUGCAGGGGAGGUAAAGGCCUGCUUGGGGUCCUGGUGGCUUCUUACAUCCACUUCAGCAACAUGUCAUCCAGUGCAGACCUUUCACUCGACCACUUUGCCAUGAGGAGGUUUUACAACGACAAACUGUCUGCUGUGAUGACCCCCUCCCAAAAACGGUACGUGUGGAUCUUGGGGUCGAUGUUAAAGCAAGGACUGAGGAUGUGUCCCUCUCCAUCUUUCCUCCUCUGUGUUGUUCUUCACCAUGUUCCCAAAUUAAGACCAGAAGGAGGAUGUUGUCUCUUCCUGAGAAUUUACCAGAGUCUACAAGCUGUUUGCACGUCAGCAGUCUACCAUGUUAAUGCAGCUCAGACUGACCAGCUCUAUUUUGUGCUGCAGCCAGCCCAGCUGCUCAAAGGGGACAUCAUGGUGGUUUGUUAUGAUAAAAACAGCCGCUCCUCCAGCCGUCAGGUCGUCUUCCGUCUCCAGUUUCAUACGGGCCUCGUACACGGACACCCUCUCACCUUCUCCAAGGCGGACCUGGAUGUAGCCAGUGAAGAUCCUCGGUUCCCAGAAGAUGGAAAAGUGGAGCUGUUCCUCUCUGACAGCCCUGAAAAGAUUGCAGGCAGAGAGCUGUGGCACAACGGACAUGGUGUGACAGUGGACUAUGACACCUUGGACCCUCUGGUCAGGCGAGAUUCAUAUCAAGACACAUCCUCACUGGAGACAGCUCCUCUCCAUGUUUUGGAUCCUGGACAUGGCAGUUUAUACUCCAGAGUGAGGAAGAAGAGCAGUGAGGAAGGAGUUCUGUUUGCCCUGACCACCAACAGCCCGAGCUGCAGUGAGCGUGCUCCGUCUGCCAGUAGCGACUCAGGCCUGUCAGUCGCCUCACAGGGCCGCACCAGAGUCUCACAGAGGAGAGGGGCUGCGGGGGAGAAGAUCACCCAGGCAGGGAAGCUUUUCCCUGGGCUGGACUUUGAGAUUGCUCAGCCUCUUCUGGAGGUCAUGACUGAGCUGGCUGCGGCCGGUGGAGGAGGGGAGGGGGAGAUGGUUGGAGAUGAAUCUGGACUUGGACACACUAUUAACGGAGAGGCUUCGUCCAGUGAGAGGGAAACAGAUAUAUUAGAUGAUGAGGAUGAAGCAGAUGAUGUUGCAGCUUCGCCUUUGGAGAUGCCGAGCUCGAGCAGCAUCUGUUUUCUCUCCUCUGAAACUCACACUGAGUACUCCACACACUCCUGGGUCCGGCAGCAGCAGAUGGUUGACGCAGUCACUGACUCCUACCUUGAAGCUGAUGGAGAGGGGAGGCUGAACGGGGAGAGGAAAGAGGGGCCUCCACCUCUGGUCACUCCUGACACACCACCUCGAGGACUGAGCAGCAGGGAGGCGGUGCAGAGAGGGCCGGUGGACGAGGAUGUCACACAUAACAUUGAUGUUACGGACACAUCUUCAUGCCAAGAGGAGGAUUUGGAGUCUUUAACAACAGAUGUUGACGAGUCCAUAGAGCAGCUGAACCAGCUGAUCUUGGAUUUGGACCCAACCUUUGUUCCUGUCCCAACCCGCUGUGUGCCCCUGUCCCGCUCCGCCUCACUGCAAACAAACGGCCUCAGCCACAAAGGAAAUAAUCAUCUGUCAGGUUGGAGGGAGCAGAAGCAGGUCAGUGAUAUGGUGGACUACGGUGGUCUAAAUACUCCAGCAUGGAGAAGGGGUGGCUUUCAGAGUUUCAGAGGAUCCCCGAUCAACAGUUCAUCCUCCUCCUCACCAUCCCAGUAUGGCUUCUCCUACAAAACCAACAGUGUGGACCAUCAGGGACACACCGACAGCUCAAGCAUCGUCCCCUCUACUCCAGCCUUCCCUGUGUCUCCUGAGACGCCGUACGUGAAACAUUUCUCAGAGUUUUCCCAGCUCCGGACCGGUGGGCAGUGGGAACAACACAACUGGACACAAGAUUCGCGGAGUUUCCUGGACAGCAUGAACCACGCCGGCGGCCCUGCUGAGGGAGAUCUGUUCAGAGCAGACGUGUCGGUCACUCCUGCUUCCUGUCAGAGGAUCUUUGGCUCCAUGUGCUCUAUGUCAUCAGACAGCCCCCUCCCACACACAGACAGCUCCACUCCUCCUCCUGUGUGGCAUGACCGAACUCCAAACUCCCUGAACUCCCCAUACCCUCCGCAGCCCUCCCCUCCUCUCUCCCUCAGCACCCCCAAUGCACACAGCUCUCCCCGGGGGGCCCUGAGAAGCCUGGGUGGAGGUCCAGGGGUCCUCAAGGAGACGGACAGCACAGACUUAUCCUCUUUGUUGUUGAUGGGCAAUGGUGGCCUGGAGCACAGCCUGCUGGAGGCCAUGGAGGGUCUUGGGAGUCUGAACAUCGGGGUAGAGGGGAUCCUUCCUCCGUUGCUGCCUGAGAAGAGGAGAGCGGGCGAAGUGGGAGAGCUCAGCUCACGCUCUCCCUCUCUGAGCGGGUUCUCCAGCCCUCACAGUGGCAGCAGCAUCAGCAUCCCGUUCUCAUCACCCAUGACCCCUGACCCCCUCAGAGGAAUGAGUGGGGCCCCAUCCCCUGGAGCAGACUUCGGCAGUAAGCAGUACACUGUGAAGUUUGUCCAGGACACCUCCAAGUUCUGGUACAAGCCCGACAUCUCCAGAGACCAGGCCAUCGCGGUGCUGAAGGACAAAGAGCCGGGUUCCUUCAUCGUCAGAGACAGUCAUUCUUUUAGAGGGGCGUAUGGACUGGCUAUGAAGGUGGCCACGCCGCCUCCAUCUGUGCUCCAACAGAGUAAGAAAGGGGGAGAUCUUUCCAAUGAGCUGGUGAGACACUUCCUGAUAGAGUGCACACAGAAAGGUGUCCGCCUGAAGGGCUGCCCCAACGAGCCUUACUUCGGGAGUCUCACUGCUCUGGUGUGUCAGCACUCGAUCACCCCGCUUGCUCUGCCCUGUAAACUCAUCCUGCCAGACAGAGACCCAGUGGAGGAGCUGAGUGACUCGUCUACACAGACAGCAACAAACUCAGCAGCAGAGCUUCUCAAACAGGGAGCAGCAUGUAACGUGUGGUACCUGGGCUCCGUGGCUCUGGAGUCUCUGACGGGACACCAGGCAGUGCAGAAAGCGACCACGCAAACUCUCUCCAUGGACCCCCCACCUGCCUCCACCGUUGUACACUUCAAAGUGUCAGCACAGGGGAUCACGCUCACUGACAACCAGAGGAAAUUGUUCUUCAGGAGACAUUACGCUGUCAACACCGUCAUCUUCUGCUCUCUGGACCCACAGGGCAGAAAAUGGACCAGAGAUAGCGGUUCUACUGCAAAGAUCUUUGGAUUCGUAGCCAGGAAAUCCCAGAGUGACACUGAAAAUAUGUGCCAUCUGUUUGCCGAGCAUGACCCCGAGCAGCCGGCGAGCGCCAUCGUCAACUUUGUCUCCAAAGUCAUGAUCGGGUCACAUAAGAAGUGAGCAGAAAGAGACUCCCUGAAGAGCAGAAAGCUGGACUGAGGAUCAACAACAGCAGCCAAAAACUAUGAACCAUACACUCCAUAACACGCUCUGAUUGGUGGUCUGUCCUGCGGAAUGAACUCGAGUAGUCUAUACUGAAUGCACUGCAGGCUACCACCAGCAGAGGGAGCAGAGACUGUCAUGUAUAAAGUUAAAAUCUACACCAGGAGGCUGCAACUACUUCAAGAUGCAUUAUUGGAAAUCUGUAUAGUUUGAAUAAAGUUACAGACAUUAAUCUCCAAUGGAUCCCACAUGAAAAUAACAUUCUGUCACAUUUUAUCUGACUUGUCAUUUUUAAAAUGCCUUAUGAAACAGACACUACUUGUCAUUGGUGGUCACACCUGGCAAAUAUAACACACAUACUUCUGAUUAAACCUGAAGAACAUUAAAUAUUCUGCAGAUAUUGUAAUGGUUGUAGCUUAUUCAUGUUUAAAGCAAGAAUUCUGUGCAAUCCAGAGUCUCAUUUUAAAGCAAAACAAAGCAUCUUGUCACAUGGCAAAGCCAGUGAUGUGGUUGCCCUGUGCAUCAGAUGGAUUUAUUGUGUUGUGUUUAUAGUAUUUAUCCCUUUAUAUAGAUGUGUAAAAGUUGUUUUUUUUCAUUGUCAUAUAUUUUUGUAUAUUAACACACACUGUACAUUAAGAAUAAAGGAAGUGUACCUCUGAAUUUACUCAGCUAUGUUACAUGUUGUAUUUUUAGAUUUUUAGAUCAGUCAGUAUUUGUCUUUAACAGUGA